Struthio camelus australis is the source of this 4661-nucleotide messenger RNA. NCBI's taxonomy places the organism in Eukaryota, Metazoa, Chordata, Aves, Struthioniformes, Struthionidae. The record is from RefSeq and is a predicted model, not a curated record.
GCCCAGCAGAGGCAGCACGCUUCUGGACGCCGCUCACCAUCUGCUAUGCGCUGCUGGUGGUCUACAUGCAAGGUGUCUCCCCCAUCCUCUCUCUGAAGAUGCUGCCGGGAAAAGCAGAGAAGCGAAUCGCUUCAUCUGUCUACAUCACCCUGGUGCCCCCGCGGAGGGAGCCGGCCAGCGCAGAGCAAAUGCAGCCCCAGCUGCCCCCGGCUCCCUCUGAGGCUCCAAAAUCUCUGGGUGCCCACCAGCCCCGGACACCCCCGGAGGGCGAUGUGCCAGCUGCCGGCCGACCGGCCCCACGCGCCCCAGGCUUGCCCAACGGAGGUUCCUCCGGCCCCGAUCCGGCAGUCCAGCAGCCUUCGUCACUGCCGUUCCUCCUCCUCUCCAAGGCCCCCCAGCCGCUGUGUGCAGAGAUGCUGGCCCCAGCCCUGCAGCAGCUGAACGUCGCUGCACCAGCCGCCCUCCAGCCUGAACUGCGGCCAACCUGCCUGGAGCGAGCCGGCGAGGGGCCACCGCUGUGUCACGACGUGAACGGGCAUCCGGAAAGGGACUUUUCCAGUGACGUCUGCGCCUUCUGCCACAAAGCCGUAGGCCCCAGGGACCCGACUGUCGAGGCGAUGGGGAAGCAGUACCACGCAGACUGCUUCACCUGCAGGACGUGCCACCAGCUCCUGGCCGGCCAGCGCUACUACCAAAAAGACGGGCGCCCCAUCUGCGAUGCCUGCUACAAGGCCACACUGGAGAAGUGUGCCAAGUGCCAGGUGCCCAUCCUCGAGCACAUUGUGCGCGCCCUGGGCAAGGGCUACCACCCGGGCUGCUUUGCCUGCGCUGCCUGUGGCCGGGUGCUGGGCGACGAGAGCUUCGCGGCAGGCGAGCGGGACGAGGUGUAUUGCGUGGAUGACUUCUACAGGAGAUACGCCUCCGUCUGCAGCGUCUGUCGGCAGCCUAUUGUCCCCCGCGAGGACAAAGACACCUACAAGAUCGAGUGCUUGGGGCGCAGCUUCCACGAGAGCUGCUACCGCUGCGAGCGCUGUCGGAUCCCGCUGUCACCAGAGCCGACGGAGAAUGGGUGCUACCCACUGGGCAACCGCCUGCUCUGCAAAUCCUGCCACAUCGCCCAGCGGGAUGAGUUGUCUGAAGCCAGGAGCUGGUGCCGCGGUGGCAGGACCGUGUGGGAAAAGCGGCCAGGGAGCCGCUUCCCUUCCCAACUGUCAGCUCGUCACAUCCGCAACUAGCUGGAGAACGGGCGUUUUCAUCACCAAAAUUCUUUCCUCCUGCGCAGGAGCCCUUUGCACCGGGGCUGGCCAGGUGGAGAUGUGCAGAUGUAGCGUCUCGGCGAGGCUCUACCCUCCAUUCGCCCGCUCGUUAUAAAUAUAAAAAGCCCUGGAGCGCAGCAGUGGUGGAAGGGCUGAGGUUUUCUUUGCUUUUUUUUACCCUUUUUCCAAGGCUGCUGUUGUUUUGUUGGGUGUUUUUCUUUCUUUUCAUGCUUUCUCAGGGUUUUAUUUAAACAUUGGAUUUCUCUCUGCAGUGACAUUGAGAACCACCGAUUUAGUUGGUGAGCAGUUAAAUAAAACCCCGAGCUAAAAAUCCCAUUUAUUUCCUCCACCUGCUUCCUGUAUUCCAAACUCAUAAAAUACAAGUAAAAAAAGGAGGGGGGGUGCCCUUAGUGCACUGGGCAGCAAGAGGAUGGCCAGGUCGCUCACAGUUGUACCGCAGCUGACUCUGGGGCUGGCAGGAGGGCAACGCACGCAUGGGCGUGCGGUUUUAAGGCUGUGCAAUGUAAAAGGUUGCGCCGAGGUUUGCAGCACUGGAGGACACAGCUGGGAGAAGGUACCAGGGUGCCGUGGUCACAGCCAGGAGUAAGAGCCUGGAAACACUGUUCUGGGUUUUUUUCGCCCCUGCGAGUGGGAUUAUCUUUUUCUCCUUUCUGCAUUGGGGACAUUGUAGCUGUGCCUUUUUUUUUUUUUUUUUGCCUGGAUUUGACAGGCUGUAAAUCAUCUGGGAUCAUUUCAGAUGAGCCCUGGAGCCGGCAGAGGGCAGCCAGAGCACAAAUUCGGUCAGACAAACUCCAGUGAAAUUCAGUUUCUUCUAUGUAUGACACAGAGCUGAUACCAACGACAGAAGAGACUGACAUCAGCCAGCCUAAUUUCUGCUUUAUUAUCCCAGAUACCAUCACUCUGCUGCGGGCAGCUUUAUUUUUUUCCCUUUCGUUCCAAGUCACAACAUGACUUAGAGAGAAAAAAAGGAGCGCGAAAUCAGACCUCGGCUACUGCCUUGUCCCCACGCGUCCAGCAUCCACGCAACCAGCGUGCCUGGUGCUUACCUUCUCCGCCAGGCGCGCUUCCCAUUUUUGUUUUGCAAGGGUUUUGCAAACAGCAAAACAGCCAGAGAAAUAGGGUUUUUCUUUUUAAUGGAAAGUGCCUGCAAAACCAGAAAUGAGCAGCAGAAGCAAGCAAGAAUACCUGAAACUAAUGCUUCAGUGAUGAAGAAAGGGAUCUGAUAAUGCAGGCAGCAAAGCUCUAUAGCCUACUAUAUAAUUUCUAUCCAGCGCGUGCUGCAUUUGUAAACGAGAGGGUUAAUGUACGAUUGAAUAGCACCGGAGUCCAGCGGGUGAGUUGAUUAAUCACACAGGUCUUAAAACUAUUUCCUGCUAUCUUUUCCCAUCUACAAAGCAUAUUAUUCAUGUUCGUAAUGUGCAUCUAUGGCCAUCAAUUGGGUAUUAACUAUAAACUAGGUAUAAAUGGAAUGCUCAUGUAAGAUUUGUGGGUUUUUUUCCAGAGCUGGGAUGGUCACCUAAGCAGGUUGCUCUGGGUCCGGCUGGCUGGGGACGUGUCCCCUGCCAGGAAAGUCCUGCGGCAGCGCCUGCUUAAAGUCGGCUCUUGCUUUCCAAAGCACGAGCCACCUCUCACCAUGUGGGGAAACCCAGGCUGCGUGAAAGGACAUCACCCCCUCCCUGAGAAAAGAGGGGGAAAACAAGAGGAAAAAAAAAAAAAGAUAGAUAGAUGUGGGCGCUGCACAGCACCCAUGGGUGCUUGGCCAGUUACAUUUCCCCUCUGCAAACCUAAUGCGCUUUCCCAGCAGUGAAGAGUGAGCUGGGACAGUCUGCUAUCAGAGGGGACUGCUGUGAUUUUUGGGCUGGCCGCAGGUUUUUUAUUGCGAGGGCCAUUGAAUGGGGAGGAGACGCUGCAAGGGAAAGGAGGAGGGCAAGGCACAUCCUGGGAAUUUAGCAACACGCCACCGCAAAAGGCUGCAGCCGGGCCGUGUCCUUUCUCAGCACCAACAUGCCCAGGUCAGCCAGCAAAAAUAACAAAAUAUAGUGUUCCUGGAGCAAGAUGAGGCUCCUGCUCUGCUCAAGACCACCCUGGCGUAAAACCAGCUUGAAGUCUGGCUGGAGCAGAGAAAGGUGAAGACCUCCUUAAGCCUCCAAAACACACCAGCCAGGCCCAGCCCUUCCCCUGGCUGCUGCAAUAACUCCAUCUUUUUUAGCAAUCCCUCUUGGCAGCCUGGUGAGAGUGGGGAGGGCCCUGUGAGGCAGGCUGGCUCCUCUCCAAGGAGAAGCAAAUGCAAAUAUUUCUGCUCUUCAGCCUGGGUGCGGCCAGUGGAUAAAAUUUCCCCGGGCUUUCCCAGCGAAGGCAGCUGAUCUUCGGCGCCAGCGCUGAACCGGACCCCGCUGCUGGCCCAGUUUGCUACUGGGAUUAUGACAGUGAUUGCUGUGUCUGUGCAGCACAUAAAAUAUAUUAGUUCUCUUGCAAAUCAAGGAACAGGCUGGUUGCAUUCAGGCUGGCACAGCUUUUAAACUAAAGGAUGUGUUAACAGGCACAGCAAUACUGUUUUUAAAGUGGUGGCCAAAGCAUUGCUUUGCAACAAAUAGGUCCUUUCGCAGGUUUUCUUUGCAAGCCGAAUACUUGGCCGCGGGGUUAGCUGGGCAAGACCAUAAAGGGAAACGGGCUGAAACCACCGCCCCUGCUCCCGCCAGCUGCGAGAAAUGUGAAAAAGCAGACGGCGGGCAAACAAGGAGAGACAAAACGGGAUUCCUCGCGUUCCUUCCCUCUUUCAUCACUGCCUGCGAGGUGCCGCAGGCAAUGGAAAGCUGCGGGAAAACACUGCAGCGCAGCAGGCGAGAAGUCCCGCAGCCAAGAGGAAAAACUCCAGAAAUGCUACAGCAAAAUGGCCAUUUGUCUGCUUUCGGGGAGGGGAAACUGAGGCCAAAGUAGGCGGAAAAAGGCUGAGUGAGAAAGGGCAAAGCUCUGUCGGUUAGAGAGUGCGCCAGGAUGAGGGCUGGACGCCUGAUGGUAACGACGGGACGUUUUAAUGGUGUGAAGCCAGCAUAGAGAGCCAGAGGAAGCCUGGACGAGCUGCCCUCCUUUUCUUCACUGUUUCCCUAAGGAAAACCAGCAGAAGUAUUCUGGAUUAAAAAUCCACAGGGCAAUCCAAGCCCUGGACGUCUCCAGCUUUGAUGUUUUAUUUAGAGCAUGACCUGGCCGUACGGCGAAGGACAGUAUUCUUCUCACUGUUGUUGGUGCAAAAAGAGGGCUGAUCCAGGCUGAAAUGUGUUUACAGGAGGACGCUGAAGCAGGAGAGAUUGUCACCUAAAUACCCGGUGCUGUGAUUUAUUGUCAAAGCAUAGUGUGUUUUCAAUACAGGAAGGCUAAAUUGAUGCA